This is a messenger RNA of Pomacea canaliculata, 925 nucleotides long. Its product is annotated as ATP synthase lipid-binding protein, mitochondrial-like. Bases 116 to 571 code for a protein of 151 amino acids. The transcript has 6 exons. Gene Ontology annotation, biological process: proton transmembrane transport; proton motive force-driven ATP synthesis. Gene Ontology annotation, molecular function: proton transmembrane transporter activity. The record is from RefSeq and is a predicted model, not a curated record. NCBI's taxonomy places the organism in Eukaryota, Metazoa, Mollusca, Gastropoda, Architaenioglossa, Ampullariidae.
CAACCUUUGACCCUCAGGCGGAAGCCACUGAUGGUUGUGCACAUGCGCCGAAGUGCUGUCUCCUUCAUACUCACCUCUGUGGACAUUACAGAAGCCGAGUGCUGGACACAUCAACAUGUACGCUUGUGCAAGAUUCAUACCAGCUGUCCGGAGCCUGGCUUCAGGUUCUCGUGUUGUUAUUCGUCCCCUAAGCAGCACAGUUGUGACAAGCAGGCACGAGGUGUCUAAAGAGCCGAAGACUAGCUUAGUUACCUUCAGUAGUUCUGGCAUCAGCUUCUCGGCCCCAGAAGUUUCAGCUCUUCUUUCUCAGAUUAGGUCAUUCCAGACAAGUGCAGUUCAGAGAGACAUUGAUCAAGCUGCAAAAUACAUUGGAGCUGGAGCUGCAACUGUGGGUGUUGCUGGGUCAGGAGCUGGUAUUGGCAGUGUGUUUGGCAGCCUUGUCAUUGGCUAUGCACGCAAUCCAUCUCUAAAGCAGCAACUUUUCUCCUAUGCUAUCCUGGGCUUUGCUUUGUCUGAGGCCAUGGGUCUGUUCUGCCUCAUGAUGGCUUUCCUGUUGCUGUUUGCUUUCUAAUGAGGGCAUUUUGUAGAGUAUGGGGACAAAAGUUUCCAUUUGAAAUAAAUUUGUGGCUGUAUCAUUGUGUGGUGUCAGGUCUAGGGCCCAAGCACUUGUGCAGUUAUGAAAGAAGUAUGCAGUUUGCUGAAAGCUUGUAGCAGACUGCAUAAAAGACUGGUUUGAAAGAAACUGCUGGUUUGGCCAAGAACGGAUUUAUGCUGACCUCCAACUAAGCAUGUAGUCUUCAGAUUGUAACUAGGAACCAAUCAUAUCUUUCAGCAACUGUACAGUUAAAACAGAGGGAAAACAACAUACGACCUGUUUAUGUAGCUGUGGGUUGUAUGAGAGAAUAAAUGAGAUUUUGAACAUGUU